Messenger RNA from Plasmopara halstedii, 438 nucleotides. RefSeq lists its product as uncharacterized. The coding region runs from base 1 to 438 and encodes 145 amino acids. NCBI's taxonomy places the organism in Eukaryota, Oomycota, Peronosporomycetes, Peronosporales, Peronosporaceae. The record is from RefSeq and is a predicted model, not a curated record. The transcript has 2 exons.
AUGAGCAAUGUAGCAUUUCACCAAUGCACAUCGCGUUGCCAAAGUCGUGCUGCUCGAAACAGACGUCCAAUUUCCUACGAUUUCCGUACUGUGAAUCGAUCUAUCGUUCCACUAACCUCUCUCGUCCAAUUUCGAGGGGAGGAGGUUGCUGCGAAUCUUGCAGAAGGAUCUAAUACGGAACAGUUCAUUCGUUCAAAUCCAAGCGUUGCUCAUGCUUACCGAAAGGUGUCACUUAUUCCGUCACGCACAGUUGCCGCUGUGAGUGAGGUUUUGCUCACCAAUGUGACCCAGCAAUCGCAACAUUCGAGCUCGCUCGGUUGGUCUGAUGAAAUUCUUACGGAAUUUACCACUGGAUGCAAGGUCUGUCCAAAUUAUUACGAUGAUGUGUUUGUGUGUUCCGCACACUCGGUACAACCGUCUUCUGACCUCCAUCAUUGA